AAUGAAUACUCAUCAAAUUUAAUAUCUCUAUAAACCUCCCACUAGUCCAUAGUAAUUAACAUCUAGAAUGUAUAAUUACAUUUAAUAUUAUAACAGGACCAUUAAUGAUUAGAUUUCUCCAAUUAGAGAUAUUAUUAUGCCUAAAACUAAUCGUGUCAGCCAAAAUAUCACUAGAAAUAGUGCAAGAGGUAUUCCCUAAUUGAUUACAACAAAAACAUAGCCAUCAGUAGCAAGGGAAUCUUGUUAGAUAACAAGAGAAUCUAUUCAUAUCAAAUAACCAUCUUCAAUGCCAAUUGAUAAUUUUACUAAAGCCAUUUACUAAUUAAGUUAAAUUAAACAAAAAUAUGAUAAAUCACUUGAAUCAUAAAUUGAUGCUAUAAUAAUCAUGCUUAAAACUUCAAAUUUUGAUAAAGAAAAUUGUAAUCCUAACUAAGAAUUAAAAUAAUAAAUUAUUUAACUAUAAUCAAGCAAUGAAAAAUUACAAAAUGAACUUUUGCAUAAAAAAUGUGAAAAAACUAAUAUCUAAAAUCUUGAAUAAAUUAUUGUCAAUCUUGAAUCUUAAAAUAAAUCAAUUACUAAUUAAAGAGACAUUCUUAAAACAGAAAAUGAAAAACUACAACUUAAAUUAUUAAACAAAGAAUAACAUUUUGUAUCACUUCAAUAAGAAAUAUAAUAAUAAAGAAAUUCAUUCUAACCUUAUGAAUUGUUAUACAAUUAAUAAAGAUAAAAAAUUAUUGAAUUAGAAGAAUUGAUAUAAUCAUUUAAGUAAAUUAAUUGCACAGAAAAUGUAAUCAAAUAACAAGAUUAUCAAGAUCUCAAAUGGAAAUUUGAAUAAUCAAGUACUUUCCCUUUUUAUAAUUAGUUAUUGCUUAUUAGAGAAAAGAUAAAGAUCUAUAAUCUAAAGUUGAAGAAAUCAAAAAAUAAAAAUAUUAAGUUGAAUAGUUAUUAAAAAGAAAUCAAACACUUGAAAUUAAAUUACUUGAAAUAAUGGAAACAGAAGUCAAAUAAAGAAUAAUAGUAUGA
Molecule: messenger RNA, 1023 nt
Organism: Paramecium pentaurelia
Lineage: Eukaryota; Ciliophora; Oligohymenophorea; Peniculida; Parameciidae
Source: the annotation of a GenBank genome assembly